Messenger RNA from Sapajus apella (tufted capuchin), 540 nucleotides. RefSeq names its product late cornified envelope 6A (gene LCE6A). Lineage: Eukaryota; Metazoa; Chordata; Mammalia; Primates; Cebidae. The coding region runs from base 84 to 326 and encodes 80 amino acids. The record is from RefSeq and is a predicted model, not a curated record. The transcript has a single exon.
CGUGCAGGAGGGAAGGAGAAGCCCAGGCCGCCCGGGUCCCUGACAGAACGAUUUUUCUUCCAGAUUUGACUUGUAGCCCAGCAAUGUCACAGCAGAAGCAGCAAUCCUGGAAGCCUCCAAAUGAUCCCCAGUGCUCCCCUCCCCAAUGCUCAAACCCCUGCCUGGCUCCCUGCCUGACUCCUGGUGGUGCUCCCCAAUCAGCAGGCUGUCAUUCCAGUUUUCAAAGGCCUGAGGUUCAGAAGCCUAGGAGGGCUCGUCGGAAGCUGCGCUGCCUCAGUGGGGGCACGACCUACCACUGCAAAGAGGAAGAAUGCAUCGGUGACUGAGUCCAGAAGAGCUGAGGCACAGGGGCAGUGGCUUUACCCCAGCUUUGGGUGCUAAUUCCCCCUUGGAAAGCCAGGCCCUCAACCUCUCAUUUGGGCUGAGAAACACUUCCUGAUCCCCAGUUCUGCAGAGGCUAGAACUAGGCUGAGCCACGCUGCUACUGCUCUCUUCCACUCGCCCCUUCAGCUCAGCAACAAUAAAGCUGCUUUACUUGGA